Messenger RNA from Humulus lupulus (European hop), 1007 nucleotides. Its product is annotated as probable serine/threonine protein kinase IREH1. The record is from RefSeq and is a predicted model, not a curated record. Gene Ontology annotation, cellular component: COG complex. The coding region runs from base 78 to 1007 and encodes 309 amino acids. Gene Ontology annotation, biological process: peptidyl-serine phosphorylation; intracellular signal transduction; intracellular protein transport. Lineage: Eukaryota; Viridiplantae; Streptophyta; Magnoliopsida; Rosales; Cannabaceae. The transcript is spliced from 9 exons. Gene Ontology annotation, molecular function: ATP binding; protein serine/threonine kinase activity.
CUUUUGGACGGGUUUUCCUGGCCAAAAAGAGAACAACAGGGGACCUUUUUGCCAUAAAGGUUCUUAAAAAGGCUGACAUGAUCCGGAAAAAUGCAGUUGAAAGUAUCUUGGCGGAACGUGAUAUUUUGAUUUCAGUUCGCAAUCCCUUUGUGGUUCGCUUCUUCUAUUCAUUCACUUGCCGAGAAAAUUUGUACCUUGUGAUGGAGUAUUUAAAUGGAGGGGAUUUAUAUUCGUUGUUGAGAAAUUUAGGCUGCUUAGAAGAAGAUGUUGCUCGUGUAUAUAUAGCAGAAGUGGUGCUUGCACUAGAAUAUUUACAUUCACUUUGUGUGGUUCAUCGUGAUUUGAAGCCAGAUAAUUUAUUAAUUGCUCAUGAUGGUCAUAUUAAGUUGACCGACUUUGGGCUCUCAAAGGUUGGUCUUAUCAACAGUACUGAUGAAUUAUCCGGCCCAGCCGUAAGUACCACAUCUCUAAUGGUGGAAGAUGAGCUCGAGUUAUCUGUGCCUGAGCAUCAGCAAGAAAGACGAAAGAAACGUACAACUGCCGAUUGGUGGUCAGUUGGUGUGAUUUUGUUUGAAUUGAUUGUUGGUAUUCCACCCUUCAAUGCAGAGCAUCCUCAGGCUGAAGGAUCAUCAGCUGAAUCUAUAGCUGCUCUGGCCAAAGUUGAUACUGUUAAGCAGAGAAUGGAAGCUGCUUAUGAGACAUUGCAGGAUGCUGCUGGGUUGACUCAAUUAAGUUCAACUGUGGAAGAUGUUUUUGCCAGUGGUGAUCUUCCAAGGGUUGCAGAAACCUUAGCUAACAUGAGGCAUUGCUUGUCUACUGUUGGGGAGGUUGCUGAAUUUGCUAAUGUGAGAAAGCAACUCGAGGUCCUAGAGGAUAGGCUAGAUGCAAUGGUGCAGCCACGUUUAACAGAUGCAUUAUCCAGCCGGAAGGUCACCAAAUUUCUUACAGCACUUGUUUUGCCUAUGGCUUGCUUUCUGUUCAAUUUAUCUCUUAUUAAUUCCUUUUAG